GUGACCCGGAUGUUGAAGGUUGUUUUGUUGACAUCAGGGCGAGAGCAGCUGAGGAGAAAGCGAAAGCUUAAUAAAGAAUUAUUCACUUAAUUUAGUCAUUAACAGCGCUUACAGUCACUGUGUCAUCUGCGUGUCGGUGGUGAAGCGUCAGUCAGGCCUCGCCUGCUUCACAUUCCAGAUGCCCGAGGCCUGACUCUCCUCCAACCUCUCCUCCGUCGCCUGUAGGGUGCUUCGCCAUGGCAGCCAAAGCGGGGGACGACCCGGAGAGCCUCAUGUCCCUGUGCACCGUGUUCUGCCUGAAGAACCUCAGAAGAACGAUGUGUUACACGGCCGAGAGGGACAGACUGCGCCUGCGACCCGACGUCUUCUUACCCAGUGAAAUCUGCGAUAAACUCGUUAACGUAUACAUGGAGCUGGUGCACACAGACAGUGGGUUCAAACCCCAGGAGGGCUUCUUCCAGCUCUUCAGAGACCCCCGGAGCACCAGACUGAGCCGGCUGCACCUCAGAGAGAACGUGGUGCAAGACAGAGACCUCGACGCCAUCGGAAAGCAGGACCUAAUCGAGCUCCACUUAACGAGCAAUUACCUGACGGGCAGAAGUCUCCGAACCCUGCGCAACUUUCGGCACUCGCUCGUCUCCCUGAGCCUCUUCGGCUGCUCCAACAUCUUCCGCAAGUCCAGCGACGUGGACGAGGACGACGAGGACGAGGACGGAGAGAGCUGCGACGGCACCAAGUUCACCUUUCAGGGCUUCAGACGGCUUUGCGUGUUGAACUUGGGAGACUUGCCCCACGAGAUGGACGUGGAGGCUCUGCUGAAGCCUCUGGAGUGUCUCCGAGCGCUCGACCUGUCCUCUACCGUCCUGCCCCGCCCGGCCUUCCUCACUCAGUGGAGGGACCAACUGGCCUCGCUCGUGCUCUACAACGUGGACGUGAACGAGGAGCUCAUCGCCACCGUCCUCGGUCUGAGCCGCUUAAGGCACUUGGACAUCUCCCGCGAGAACCAGCGCUCCUUAAAGUUCAAGAUGACGAGGAAGAUCCUCACGAGUAUCGUCCAGAGUUUAGAGAACCUCGUCUCACUGGACAUCUCAGGCCACAUCAUGCUGGACAACUGCACUGUUCCGGCAAUCGAGGAGGCCAUGGGGCGCCCCAGCAUUGAGCCGUGUAAAAGCAGUAUCUAUCCCUUCCAGGACCUGAAGAGGCCUCUGCAGUUUUUGGGCCUGUAUAACACCACACUGUGUAACGUCACACACAUCCCUGCCUACAAGGUGACCGGCUCCAAGAAUGAAGAUCAGGUGCUGAACGCCAUCGAGGCUUACACAGAGUUCCGUCCUGAACUGGCACAUCGAGCCAUCAAUCAGCUCUUCGAUAUCGCCCGGAUACAGCACUGCAGCCAGCUGCUCCGGGCACUACAGUUGGUGAUAGCUGCUCUGAAGUGUCACAAGUAUGACAAGAGCAUCCAGGUGACGGGCAGCGCCGCUCUCUUCUAUCUGACCAACACGGAGUAUCGGAGCGACCAGAGCGUGAGGCUGCGCAGGCAGGUCAUCGAGGUCGUCCUCAACGGGAUGGAGCCGUACCAGGAGGUCACGGUUCAGAGGAACUGCUGCCUGACUCUGUGUAAUUUUAGUAUUCCCGAGGAGCUGGAGUUCCAGUAUCACCGCGUCAAUCUGCUACUGCUGAAGAUCCUGGAGCCUCCACGUCAGGACGAGUCCAUCCAGCGCAUCGCCGUCCAUCUCUGUAACGCUCUCGUCUGCCAGGUGGACAACGACCACAAAGAGGCCGUCGGCAAGAUGGGCUUCGUAAAGACCAUGUUAAACUUAAUACAGAAGAAGCUGCAGGACCGACUGUGUGAUCAGGUGAUGGAGUUCUCAUGGAGCGCGUUAUGGAACAUCACCGACGAAACGCCGGAUAACUGCCAGAUGUUCCUCAGCUGUAAUGGGAUGGACUUGUUCUUGGAGUGCUUAAAGAAGUUUCCAGAUAAACAGGAGCUGCAUCGGAACAUGCUGGGUCUGCUGGGCAACGUGGCCGAGGUCAGGGAGCUCCGACCUCGGCUGCUCACCAGCCAGUUCGUCACAGUCUUCAGCAACCUGCUGGAGAGCAAGGCGGACGGGAUCGAGGUGUCCUACAACGCCUGCGGGGUCCUGUCCCACAUCAUGUUCGACGGGCCCGAGGUGUGGGCCCUGGAGGACCCGAAACGGGAGGAGGUGAUGAAGAACAUGUGGGACGCCAUCCAGAGCUGGGACGUGAAGUCUCAGCGCAACAUCAACUACAGGUCGUUCGAGCCCAUUCUGCGGCUCCUCCCUCAGAGCCAAGCUCCAGUCAGCCAGCACUGGGCGACCUGGGCCCUUUAUAACCUGGUGUCUGUGUAUCCAAAUAAAUACUGUUCAUUAUUAGUAAAGGAAGGUGGAAUUCCUCUGCUGGAAACGGUUCUCCAACUGGAUUCUGCUCAUCAGGAGACCAAGGACAUGGCACGGAAGGUGAUGGAGCAGUGUGAGAACUACAAGGAGGAUCCCAUGGACACCAGCAGGUAAACCCUGAGGACCAGGAAGGAGAUCCUGAUCAUCACAGACUGAUGAGCUAAACUAAGCUAACACUCCCUCCACUCCGGGAUCUGUUUGUUUCUUUCGGCUGUGUGUGUGUGUGUGUGUGUGUGUGUGAGAGAGAGAGACACUUCUCCUGUCAUGAAAUGCCCUGCCACAUCACACUAUGUAGGCAUACGAUCAAAGACAGGAGUGUGUGUGUGUGUGUGUGUGUGUGUGUGUGUGUGUGUGUGUGUGAACAUGAGCAUUGUUCUUAUUAUUUGUUAUUAUUUUUAAGUGUUUAUGCUCUCGUGAAGAAAAACGAACAAGCUGUAAGUUCUCAAGCUUCGGUUUCGGUCUGUGUGUGUUCGGUGUGUGUGUGUGUGUGUGUGUGUGAUAUUAAAGCUAUGCUAGAUCAUACAGAUUGUACCGAUAGUUUAAAUAUCAUAGCAGCGUAACUGGGACGACUGGAUCUCUGACGCCGUUUGGACCCCACACUCGGGGUGCACGGACCUCUGAGGGACGUUUUUUAUGUAACACAGAUGCUCACACACACACGCGCACACACACACACACACACACACACACACACACUGUUGUACAGUUUCGUUCUGCGUGUGUUUGCUCUGUAUGGACGUUUUUACGACGCCGCGUGGACACACGUCUCAUUAUAAACAUUACAGACACAAAUCCUGAUUUUACCGUCUGCACAUGGUUAUUUUAUUUCUUUUUAAGUCGGAUGAUCCUCCGUCUGGUUCUUUUGGCAUUCACAGCGACUCGUUUCACACCGGAGCUGAAGGACACGCCCUAAAGUAUGUGGACAUCCUAUUCCAAAACCACCAGUUAAUAUGGACCCCCUUAUUACAACCCCACCACUUUGCAGCCACAUCAGCCUUCACCUCUUUAGCAAAAGGUUUUGUACUGCGUCUGUGGAAAUUUGUUCCCGUUCAGUCAAACCUGCCACUGAUUUUUCAACCAGGCGUCGUUUUAAUUCAUUCCAAAAGAAGUCUAAGUCUGAGGUUGAGGUCGAGGCUUUUGUGCAGGUAACCAGAGUUCCAUCAGACCAAGGAGAACAGUCAUGCUGGACCAGCAAAGAUCUUCCCCUAACAGUCAUCGUUUUAUUUUUAAGAAUUGAUUUUGUCCACAUAUUUUCGGCCAUAUACUGUGCAAAAAGACAUUAAAACACCUAUACUCAUUUCUUUAUUGUCUUAAUGUUGUUUAAAAAGUUUUAGGCACCCCAGGACUGACUGAACAACAGUAAACGUAACCUUAAACGGUAAAUCCAAAUAUAUAUAAACAAAUAGUAAUGGUGAUAUAGUUCAUUGUGGAUUUUGAGGGAUGAUUUGGAUCAGUAAGCUGCUGUAGUAGCUGGAAGAUUGAAAUUAAAAUGGCCCAGUUAUUAAAAAAGAACACGUUUCUAUCACGUAUGUAGUAAAAGAUCAGAUUUGGGCCUCUUUUAUUUGCAGAAUGAAUGUAGCGUGUAUCAGUGUGAUUAAAAAUUAAUAUUACUGCGUUCAUGUUUCAUGUUGCGAUUGUUUAACCUGCACCAGACGGGUUUGUAUGGAGAUCCGUAUUGCGCACAGCCACGCAUCGAUCUCCGUUAUCCCCCGUCUCUGUGCAGUACCAUCGAUCAGCCAGCAGAGGGAGUAACUGCAGCACUUAUGAGGACGGCCGGAGUUACAGUCGGGAAUUGGAUAUGACUAAAUUGGAAGGCAUAAAGCAGGCCAAAAUUUAAUUUUCCCGAGGGAAUAUACAGUACAUAUAUACACACUAUAUAGCCAAAUGUAUGUGGACACAUAACCAUGAGCUAGUGUUGACCUUCACUUUGCAGAUGUCACAGCCUCAUCUGUUCUGGAAAGGCUUUCCACAACGUUUUGAAGUGUGUCUGUAGGAGGUCUAUAAUUAUUGUUAUAAUUGUUGUUAUACACUGUUAGCAAGGCGUGUGUCUGGAAUUACGAGGCAUGUCCACAUACUUCUGGCCCCGUGCUGCAGAUCCGGUGUGGAACGGUUGACAUCAGAACUCUUUGCGUGUUUAAUGGCAGAACGAUAGUUAUCGUAUUAUUCUGGUAUCUCGGUGUAAUUGCUGAAUUUCUCAUGUUAUCAUUCACAUCAACUAUUCACAGGUUUCAUUUUGAUCAGAAUCAGACUCUGAAAUGAUGCUGCUAGUUUAGGAACGGUUUAUUUUACUGGAUCUGGCGACCUGGUGAGGAUGUAUGAUGGGAAAACAAGCGCACACGUUCACUCAUGGUUGGCAGGGUGUUUUUUUUUUUUUUUUUCAUUCUGAUCCAUAAUAAACAACAAUACAAGGGA
Trichomycterus rosablanca is the source of this 4829-nucleotide messenger RNA. It is a transcript of the gene zer1, whose product is annotated as zyg-11 related, cell cycle regulator. The coding region runs from base 237 to 2531 and encodes 764 amino acids. The transcript is spliced from 16 exons. NCBI's taxonomy places the organism in Eukaryota, Metazoa, Chordata, Actinopteri, Siluriformes, Trichomycteridae. The record is from RefSeq and is a predicted model, not a curated record. Gene Ontology annotation, cellular component: Cul2-RING ubiquitin ligase complex. Gene Ontology annotation, molecular function: protein binding.